Messenger RNA from Capsicum annuum, 630 nucleotides. Its product is annotated as non-specific lipid-transfer protein 1. The coding region runs from base 70 to 417 and encodes 115 amino acids. The transcript is spliced from 2 exons. The record is from RefSeq and is a predicted model, not a curated record. Gene Ontology annotation, cellular component: membrane. Gene Ontology annotation, biological process: lipid transport. Lineage: Eukaryota; Viridiplantae; Streptophyta; Magnoliopsida; Solanales; Solanaceae. Gene Ontology annotation, molecular function: lipid binding.
AAUUAUAUCCAUUCGAUUAAAAAAAAAGAUUUAUACAUACAAAUUAAGGAAAUCAAAUUUUAAGUAAUCAUGAAGGUUGUUGCAGCAGUAGUUGUAGUUGUACUAGCCGUGGUACAACUAGCAAUGGUUGCUCGGGGCGCAGUCACUUGUGCCCAAGUGGAUGCUAAUUUGGCACCCUGUGUUCCGUUCCUGACACAAGGUGGCGAACCCGGUGCAUCCUGCUGCAGUGGGGUGAAAACCUUGAAUGGUUUAGCUCAGUCGACUGAUGAGAGGAGGACUACUUGCAACUGUGUUAAGGCUGCAGCAAAUCGAUACCCCAACCUUAAAGAUGAUGCUGCGCAGUCUCUCCCUAGCAAGUGUGGUGUAUCCCUCAACGUUCCUAUCUCUAGGACCAUCAACUGUGACACAAUAAGUUAAAUUGAGCUGCGUGGUUCCGGGAAUAAUGCCAUUAAUGGAGAUUCAAAAUGCUGUUUAGUUUACUUUGUUUCAUAUGAUAUGUAUUAAAUAAACCAAGGGUUGUUAAACCCUUUGAACGUUGUAAAAUACUCGAUUACUACACCGUAAUUUGAGUAUUUUUACUAUUUAGUGAAUGUAUUCUGUCUAUAAUAGGAGUUCAAAUUUCAAAAGAUC